AUGGCAUCUGUUUAUACAACUUUGGCAAUUAUAGGAAUGUUUUUUAUUUCUCCUGUUUUAGUACCAGCACUGUUUUGGGGAGUUGUAUUAUAUGAUUUUUUCAAAACAGAAUUGCCACCUGGAAUUGAGCAACCUCUAAAGCUUCGUGUUUUCCACUCCUUGAUGAUCACGACCAUGGUCGCGGGAAAGAUUUUGGAGAAGCUGGGGAUCUGCAAUGAUUUAACCAUACUGCGAGCAGCGGUCAAUGGGAUUCCUCCAUGGAGAGAUUCCAAACUGCUUAUCAAAGAUCUCACAGUAGAUGAGGUACCCUUGAGGAUUUAUCAGCCCAAAAGCCCACCCACUGGCAAAAGAAGAGGAAUUCUCUAUUUUCAUGGAGGCGCUGGCACAUUUGGGAGCAUUAGAGCCUUUGAAAGAGUAUGCCGCUAUAUGGCCAAAAAAUGCAACUCAGUGGUUGUGUCUGUUGGGUACCGUCUGUCUCCUGAACAUCCCUACCCAGGGCAGUAUUUUGACUGUCUCAAUGCCACCUUAUACUUCAUGAGGAAUUUGGAAGAGUAUCACGUGGAUCCUGGUCUCAUCAUCCUCAGUGGUGACAGCUGUGGGGCUAAUUUUGCCACAGUUAUUUGCCAAAUACUGCUGAAUGACAGAGAUCUGCCAAAAGUACGUGCUCAGGUCCUGCUUUACCCAGGACUCCAGGGGCUGGAUUUCCACUUGCCCUCCUACCAGCAGAACGCUUUUGUCCCCAUAUUGUCCCGGAAGAUGAUCAUCUACUUCUGUUUUCGUUACCUUAACAAAAAACCCACAUUUUGGAAAGAGGUUCUACAAAACAGCCAUGUUCCUGAUAGUAUGAGACACCAGUAUAAGAAAUGGGUAAGUGCUGACCUUAUUCCUGAUGAAUUUAAGGUUAGAGGCUAUGUACCAACCAAACCUGCAUCAUAUAAACCUGAAGUCCAUGAAGCUAUCAAAGAAAUUUUAGCAAUAACAUUUUCCCCACUAUUAGCUGAAGAUUCCAUUAUUUGCCAGCUCCCUGAAUCCUUGAUUGUGACCUGUGAGUUUGAUGUCUUGAGGGAUGAUGGUCUGUUAUACAAGAGGAGACUAGAGGAAAAUGGUGUUCGAGUGACCUGGUAUCAUUGUGAGAAUGGCUUCCAUGGAAUUUUAGCCUUUUUUGGCUAUGGGAUUUUUUCCUUUUUAUCUGCAAAUAAGAUAAUGGACAGUAUUGUGAAUUACAUAAACAGUUUAUAG
Molecule: messenger RNA, 1239 nt
Organism: Zonotrichia leucophrys gambelii
Lineage: Eukaryota; Metazoa; Chordata; Aves; Passeriformes; Passerellidae
Product: arylacetamide deacetylase-like 4
Exons: 4
Coding region: 1-1239 (412 amino acids)
Cellular component (GO): membrane
Molecular function (GO): lipase activity; carboxylic ester hydrolase activity
Source: RefSeq, a predicted model, not a curated record